Uloborus diversus is the source of this 1523-nucleotide messenger RNA. RefSeq names its product 3-ketoacyl-CoA thiolase, mitochondrial-like (gene yip2). Lineage: Eukaryota; Metazoa; Arthropoda; Arachnida; Araneae; Uloboridae. The transcript is spliced from 11 exons. Gene Ontology annotation, biological process: fatty acid beta-oxidation. The record is from RefSeq and is a predicted model, not a curated record. The coding region runs from base 137 to 1339 and encodes 400 amino acids. Gene Ontology annotation, molecular function: acetyl-CoA C-acetyltransferase activity.
UAUUUACCGUUGAUUCGCCGAAAUCUUUUGGCACUGGCACUUCUUCUCAACCGGGUGGUAGUUUAGUUUAGAGCUCGUGAGUUUGCUUUGGACAGAUUUAUCAGUGAAUACUUGGUAAAUAAAUAUAAUCUUGAAGAUGGCUGCAUUAUUAAGAGGAGUUUUUGUUGUUGGUGCAAAAAGAACUGCAUUUGGAACAUUUGGUGGAAAAGCUAAGGAUUUGACUGCCACACAUCUAGGAGCCAUUGCAAGUAAAGCUGCAUUAGAAAGUGCAAAUGUGAAACCUGAGCUUGUGAAUUCUGUAAAUUUUGGCUGCGUUAUUCAGGCUAGUUCCAAAGAUGGACCAUAUAUCUCACGCCACAUUGCAUUGCGAUGUGGUGUCCCAAACUCUGUUCCUUGUUUGACUGUUAAUCGUUUGUGUGGUUCUGGAUUCCAAGCUGUUGUCACAGGAUCUCAAGAAAUCUGCUUACGUGAAGCUGAGAUUGUAUUAGCUGGUGGUGCAGAAAACAUGAGCCAAGCUCCUUAUGCAGUUAGAGAUAUGAGAUUUGGAACAAAAUUUGGCACAGACUAUAAGCUUGAGGAUAUGUUAUGGAGCUCAGUAUAUGAUACCCACAUAGAUAUGCCUAUGGCUAUCACUGCUGAAAAUUUAGCUGAAAAAUACAAAAUUUCUCGAGAAGAAUGUGAUCGGUUUGCACUGUUGUCACAAAACAGAUGGAAGGAAGCUCAAGAAAAAGGACAAUUUAAAUCAGAAAUUGUUCCAAUUCCUUUAAAAAUAAAAGGAAAGGAAGUACUGUUUGAUGUAGAUGAACAUCCCCGAACCCAGUCUACAAUGGAAGGACUUGCUAAGUUACAGCCAGUUUUUAAGAAAGGUGGAACUGUUACUGCUGGGAAUGCUUCUGGUAUUUGUGAUGGUGCAGCUGCUGUUGUGUUAGCUAGUGAAGAUGCAGUCAAAGCAAAUAAAUUAUCGCCUCUUGUAAGGAUUGUUGGAUAUAGCUAUGUCGGUGUUGAUCCAACAAUAAUGGGAAUAGGGCCUGCUGAUGCCAUCAAGAAGCUUUGCGAAAACACUGGAAUAAAAUUAAAUGAUGUUGAUUUAAUUGAUAUCAAUGAAGCUUUUGCUGCUCAAUUUUUAGCCGUACAAAAGGAAUUAAAUUUGGAUCCUUCUAAAAUCAAUGUAAAUGGGGGAGCAAUAGCACUUGGCCAUCCUGUUGGAGCAUCUGGAGCACGCAUAGUUGGAAAUCUGGCAUAUGAAUUGCAGUCAAGGAAGGCCAAAUAUGGAAUUGGAUCAGCUUGUAUUGGAGGUGGUCAAGGCAUAGCAGUCAUGCUGGAAAACAUUAACUUAUGAACUGUAUGAUGUGACAGAAAGUGCCUUUUUUUGUAAUUUGUUACACUUCCACUUAGUGAAAACAUUUCCCACUGUAAGAAAAGUCUACUAAUAACCUUCAAGUUAACUAUCUGAAUCAAAUAUUUUUCGGAGACUUUAUAAAUGAUUUGUGUUGUGUAAUAAAUUUUUUACUUUUGUUAAAAAA